This is a messenger RNA of Lodderomyces oxycetoniae, 744 nucleotides long. RefSeq names its product holocytochrome c synthase (gene CYC3). Gene Ontology annotation, biological process: cytochrome c-heme linkage. The record is from RefSeq and is a predicted model, not a curated record. Lineage: Eukaryota; Fungi; Ascomycota; Pichiomycetes; Serinales; Debaryomycetaceae. Gene Ontology annotation, molecular function: holocytochrome-c synthase activity. The coding region runs from base 1 to 744 and encodes 247 amino acids. Gene Ontology annotation, cellular component: mitochondrion. The transcript is spliced from 2 exons.
AUGCACCUUGUAGAAGUAUCUACUUUGGAGGGAUGCCCUGUAGACCACUCUUUUUUGAAAGCGACAUGUCCUGUGACAUCAUCGAACAAUGAGCUAAACCCUUUAAAUAAUAUGCCCAUGGGUAUUUCGAGCGAACAUGCACCAGGCCAAAAGAUCCGCUUACCCACCGAACGAACUAUAUCUAGCAUCCCGCGAGGCGAGUCGCAAGACCAAGGGUUAUGGGAGUACCCAUCACCACAGCAAAUGUUGAAUGCAAUGUUGGCCAAGGGAAAAGGAGAUGGCAUACCUGAAGACGCAGUUGAGUCCAUGGUGGAAGUGCACAAUUUCUUAAACGAAGGCGCAUGGCAACAAAUAUUGGAGUGGGAGGAUAAGUAUACUAAGGAAACAAAGAUUGAGCCUAGGUUGAAGAAGUUUACCGGAAAGCCUCAUGACUUGUCACCCAAGGCAAGAAUGUAUCUAUGGUUGGGUAGUGUUUUCCCCAAUACUUUCAACACAACGCCACCAUUUGACAGGCACGACUGGACAGUGUUGAGAAGUUGCGGAAAGAACCAAGGAUGGAAGGAGGUGAGGUACAUUAUUGAUUAUUACGGGGCGCCGGAUGAUGAGGAGACGGGAAUGCCUUCAUUUGUGUUGGACACGCGGCCGGCAUUGGACAGUGCAGAGAGUCUACGAGACAGAAUAGUUACUUUUGCAAAGCCGGUAUGGCACAAAGCAAUGGGGGAUGAUGUAGUAGAAAGGAUAUAG